AUGAAAGGAGAGCUGUGCCUGUGCCUGCUGCUCGUUGUCCUGGUGAGCCCCUGCCUCUCCCGGCCGGACACCCACCAGCUGGGCAGCGCACCGGGCCCUGACGAGCGCAGGAGCAGCGGGACUGACCCUGGCCCUGUCCGGAGAGACUUGCUCGAGGCCCUGUCUCAGGACCAGAAGCUCCUCAUGGCCAAGUUCCUGCCCCACAUCUACGCAGAGCUGGCAAACCGGGAGGGGCACUGGCAUGAGGACGCUGCCCUGCGCCCCCUGCACGACCACGAUUAUCCCGGCUGGAUGGACUUCGGGCGCCGGAGCCUGUCCGAGUCCGACGAGGCCUCCUAG
Molecule: messenger RNA, 339 nt
Organism: Emys orbicularis (European pond turtle)
Lineage: Eukaryota; Metazoa; Chordata; Testudines; Emydidae
Product: gastrin/cholecystokinin-like peptide
Exons: 2
Coding region: 1-339 (112 amino acids)
Cellular component (GO): extracellular region
Molecular function (GO): hormone activity
Source: RefSeq, a predicted model, not a curated record